GUGAAUAGCCCGAUUGCUCUGAUGCGUCGUGCCGUUUACAAGCCAUCACUAGCCACCUCUACGCCCCCGGAAGCGGUGUCGCCAAUGGCAACACCGGGGAGGGGUUGUAGGAUUGGGACAAAUAGCAUAAUGCUUGAGACCACCACACUUGUCAAUGUGGCACUUUAUCCUCUUUUAUCCUUUUGUAGAAUUAAUGUUUUUAACUCAUUUAUAAAGACAUUCAAAGUGAGUGAAUCUUCCUAUGUAGGACUAUUUCUCAUGCAUUUAUUAGCAUUUACUCACUUUCAUUAUCUUGUCAUUUUGGAACACUCAUUUGUAAUUAAUUUUCAAUAA
Messenger RNA from Vicia faba (fava bean), 333 nucleotides. NCBI's taxonomy places the organism in Eukaryota, Viridiplantae, Streptophyta, Magnoliopsida, Fabales, Fabaceae. The record is from the annotation of a GenBank genome assembly.